UAUAUAUUCAUGAGAGAGAAAUAUUUACAAAGGAUACUUUUUCAUUGAAUUACGAUGUAAUUGUUUGCACUAAUAAAAUCUUUAAUUUUCAGUUUGUGUUCCUGGAACAUUUGGGGAAAAUUGUGAGGAAAUUUGUCCAAAUGGAACAUUUGGUUAUCUUUGCCUCGAGAAAUGCAACUGCAGUGAAGGAGUAACCUGUGACAAAAGACUUGGCUGCGUUGAGCACAGUGCUUCAAAUAAAGGAAAUUUGUUUAUCAUUGUUGUUUCAACAAGUCUUGUAGUCAUCCCUAGCGCAAUUUUAAUAAUGCUUCUAAAGAUUAGGGGCGUAACGUUGUGCAAGAAAUGCGGUGAUUUUGCACCGUCAAAUGAUAAAUCCGAUAAGAUAUUACCUGUUUCUAACAUUCUCUACAAAGAAAAAAAGACAAAUCAGCCUACACCAGUACCUGUACCGAAACUUAGUUCAAGAAACAACACGGAGCAAACCUCUUUUAAUGAGGACGGUGGUAAUGAAGAAUUCGAGCAAGGUGUUUACAAUACCCUUACACUUCGAGUCACUGGUUACGUUGAACAUGAAACAUGGACAAGACAUCCAGUCAUUGAUCACCAUACCGAUGCCUCUUUCAAUGCCUCUAGUACGAAGUACUUAUGUGACUCUUUCAAUAGUAGUGAACUGGCCUCUGACGACGGCAGUUAUAAAGAGUACUCUUCAAUCUAUCUCCAAAAUAAUGAAGCCAGAUAUAAAACAUUACAGGAUCUUCAGUAUGUGGAACCAGAAAACAGAGGAAAGAUCAGUAUCUCCAGUUACCCGGAUGAUGUCUUCAAUUGUGAUGAGCCAGUACAGGUCCACAAAGGAAUGGAUCGAGAACUUAAUUCAAAUGAUAUGCUCAUGAAAGAGUUGUCUUAUCAGCUUAAGAAUUUAGCAAAAAAUUAA
Saccostrea cuccullata (small rock oyster) is the source of this 931-nucleotide messenger RNA. RefSeq lists its product as uncharacterized. The record is from RefSeq and is a predicted model, not a curated record. Lineage: Eukaryota; Metazoa; Mollusca; Bivalvia; Ostreida; Ostreidae. The transcript has 4 exons. The coding region runs from base 305 to 931 and encodes 208 amino acids.